Molecule: messenger RNA, 1656 nt
Organism: Ostreococcus tauri
Lineage: Eukaryota; Viridiplantae; Chlorophyta; Mamiellophyceae; Mamiellales; Bathycoccaceae
Product: Pentatricopeptide repeat
Exons: 1
Coding region: 1-1656 (551 amino acids)
Molecular function (GO): protein binding
Source: RefSeq, a predicted model, not a curated record
AUGGUCCGGGAUCGAGCUCUGGGUGAUCCGGGGAUGACGACGCGGGCGUGGAACUUUGCGAUUCGAGCGGCGGCGAGGGCGGAGACGGAGGCGGAUGGCAAACGGAGAGCGCGAGAGGUGUGGGACGCGAUGCGCCUGGAGACGCGACCGAGUGCGUACACGGUGAGUGAGCUGGCGAGAGCGUUGUGUCGACGACGAAGUGACGUGCGGGAAGCGAUGGGGGUGAUGCGAGAGGCGGUGUCGUCGGGAGGGACGAUGAACUCGUUCGCGUUGGACGCGCUCAUCACCGCGUGCGCGAGAGAGUUGAGAGAGGAGCGGGCGAAGGGGCGGUUGAAGGAUGAGAAGAGGGACGCGGAGACGGUUGAGAUCGUGAUGGAGGUGUGGAAGAGUGGGCGGGGGUACCAUAACGAGGUUUCGCUCGCGAACGCGAUGCGGGUGUUUCGCUUGUGCGGUAGGGAAGAUUUGGCCAUGACGAUUUUCAAAGAGAACGAAGUGAAGACCGUCGACGCGAGGCUAUUGAAAAUCGCGCUUCAGUGCUGCGCCGGAGUGGAGGGAUUGGCGAGUGCGGAGAAAAUGUAUCGCGAGGCAACCGCAAUCGGUGGCGACAUCGUCGCUGAGACGGGACACGCGAACACGCUUCUGUACGCGGCCAAGGACGAGGGAGACCACGCGUUCGCGACCAAAUUUUUCGACGACAUGCUCGCCGGAGUCGAGCCGCCACCGGAUGAGAGCUCGCUCUCGCUCGUCAUUUUGGCGUGCGCAAAGGCGAAAGAACCGGACUUGGCGAUGAAAUAUUUCGAACGCGGUGGAGACGCAGGCAUCAAGUACACGGAUUCAACAAUAGACGCUUUGCUUAGAGCUUGCUCGAAGUCUGGGCGGAUCAUCGACGCGCUGAGUGUGUUCAUGGACGCCAUCGAGCAAGGUAUCAAGGUCACAGAGCGCACGAUAACGCUGCUCGUCGAAUCCUACGAGCAUGUGGCGUCGCAACCAGAUCAGCUCGCACAGGCGCUCACAUUUGCAGACAUGGGCGCGUUUUUGAACAUCGAGCCAUCGGAACGCAUGAUCAAGGCGUUACUCCGUCUAUGCGUCGCCGGGGAUGACAUCGAUCGCGGGCGCUUGGAGUUACGAAAGGCUCUGGAGCGUGGUGUGCCCAUGACGUGCACGAGCGUGACCAUUAUCGCAGAAGCUCUCGUCUCUCGUGGAAAUGUGGAGGAAGCGCUUGAUAUCAUUCGUUUCGGCCGUGAACGAGGCAUUAAAAUCAAUCCAGGCGCGUUCAUUCAAACGAUUAGCGUGAUCAAGGUGCGAAAUGACGGCGCAGGCGCCCUCACGUUGUAUAAAGCCGCGAGGGGCGAAUUCGGCCUCAGUCCAAACGAGCGCAUGCUUGAGGAACUCUUCGACGCGCUAGGCCGAGCGGGGAUGUGGAAAGACGCCCUUCGUGUCCUCUCCGACGACGUUCUUGUUGACGACGGCGCGCUCAAGAGUUUCAGUGAACCCGCGGUCGCUCACCUCGUGCGCGCCCUCUGCGAGGCGGGCGAGUUCGAGCAAGCCGUCGCAGCGCUCGACAUGGGCCGUCUCCUCACCGGCACCCCGAACGAUCUCGCCUCUCGCCGACUCGAGCGCGCCAAGCAGCGCGCGAAGAAAGCACUCGCCGAGUAA